Molecule: messenger RNA, 1295 nt
Organism: Terrapene triunguis (Three-toed box turtle)
Lineage: Eukaryota; Metazoa; Chordata; Testudines; Emydidae
Product: DNA polymerase delta catalytic subunit-like
Exons: 10
Biological process (GO): base-excision repair, gap-filling; nucleotide-excision repair, DNA gap filling; DNA-templated DNA replication
Cellular component (GO): delta DNA polymerase complex
Molecular function (GO): nucleotide binding; 3'-5'-DNA exonuclease activity; DNA-directed DNA polymerase activity
Source: RefSeq, a predicted model, not a curated record
GUGCUGCUACGCGAAUACAAGCUGCGCUCGUACACCUUGAACGCCGUCAGUUUCCACUUCCUGCAGGAGCAGAAGGAGGACGUGCAGCACUCCAUCAUCACCGACCUGCAGAACGGGUCGGAGCAGACGCGCCGGCGCCUGGCCGUGUACUGCCUGAAGGACGCCUACCUGCCGCUGCGCCUGCUGGAGAAGCUGAUGUGCGUCAUCAACUACAUGGAGAUGGCGCGAGUCACCGGGGUGCCGCUGGGCUACCUGCUCUCCCGGGGCCAGCAGGUCAAGGUGGUGUCGCAGCUGCUGCGCCAGGCCAUGAAGCAGGACCUGGUGAUGCCCGUGGUGAAGUCGGAAGGGGGCGAGGACUACGCCGGUGCCACGGUCAUUGAGCCUCAGAAGGGGUACUACGACGUGCCCAUCGCCACGCUGGACUUCUCCUCCCUGUACCCCUCCAUCAUGAUGGCUCACAACCUGUGCUACACCACGCUGCUGCAGCAGGGGGCGCCGGAGCGCUACGGGCUGUCCCCCGAGGAGUUCAUCCGCACCCCGACGGGCGACCUCUUUGUCAAGGCCUCCGUGCGCAAGGGGCUGCUCCCUGAGAUCCUGGAGAACCUGCUGGCCGCCCGCAAGAGGGCCAAGGCAGAGCUGCAGCGGGAGACCGACCCCUUCACGCGGCAGGUGCUGGACGGGCGGCAGCUGGCGCUCAAGGUCAGCGCCAACUCGGUCUACGGCUUCACCGGCGCCCAGGUGGGCAAGCUGCCCUGCCUGGAGAUCUCCCAGAGCGUGACGGGUUUUGGGCGCCAGAUGAUUGAGAAAACGAAGCAGCUGGUGGAGUCGAAAUACACCAUCGCCAACGGGUACAGCGCCGACGCCAAGGUGGUGUACGGGGACACGGACUCGGUGAUGUGCCGCCUGGGGGUGCCCUCGGUGGCGGAGGCCAUGCGGAUCGGGCGGGAAGCGGCCACCUGGGUCUCCGGCCACUUCCCGCCCCCCAUCAAGCUGGAGUUCGAGAAGGUGUACUUCCCCUACCUGCUGAUCAACAAGAAGCGCUACGCCGGGCUCUACUUCUCCUCCAGCGCCAGCGCCCACGACAAGAUGGACUGCAAGGGCAUCGAGACCGUGCGGCGCGACAACUGCCCCCUGGUGGCCAACCUCAUCAACACCUGCCUGCAGAAACUGCUCAUCGACAGGGACCCGGCGGGCGCGGUGGCCCACGCCAAGGAGGUGAUCUCGGACCUGCUGUGUAACCGGGUGGACAUCUCCCAGCUGGUGAUCACCAAGGAGCUGACGCGCACGGCCCACGA